AUGAGAGUCCUGUCUCUUCUUGACAUUGAUGAAAACCGCUCUCCAUCGGGUUGCCUUCAGCUGGAAAGCUUCCCUCAGAAGAAUGCACUGAUUGCAAGCUUACAACCACCCAACGAACCGCCCGUUGCCGUGCACCAUGUCCCUUGCGAUAUCGUUCUUGUCAUCGACGUUUCUGGCAGCAUGUUUGAUGCCGCGCCGGUGCCUGGCGAGUCUGAAUCGGAGGCUAAUGGCCUAUCCAUUUUAGAUCUCGUCAAGCAUGCCGCGCUAACCAUCAUCGAAACCAUGGACGAACGUGACCGUCUGUCCAUUGUGACAUUCGCCAGCAGCGUUACAGUUUUGCAACCCUUGGAGUGCAUGACGGACGAGAACAAGAAGACCUCCCGCAACAAUAUCAAUAGCAUGGUGCCAAAGGAUGCCACGAAUCUCUGGCACGGGAUCUUGACCGGCCUGAAACAGUUCGAGGGUGUCAAUUCUGAUGGCAAAGUCCCAGCCAUCAUGGUGCUCACUGAUGGCAUGCCGAAUCACAUGUGCCCCCCUGCUGGCUACAUCCCGAAGCUUCGGACUAAGCUUCCGCUGCCGGCCACCAUCCAUACUUUCGGGUUUGGCUAUAGUCUACAGUCAGGUCUACUCAAGUCCAUCGCGGAGAUCGGAAACGGCAACUAUUCAUUUAUCCCCGAUGCUGGCAUGAUUGGCACCGUCUUUGUUCAUGCAGUUGCCAACCUGCAAAGUACAUAUGCCACAGAAGCCACCUUAAACCUCAGGUACGGUCCAGAUACGCAGAUCCGAGAGGCCAUGGGUACUUCGGUUCUCACUAGCCUACCGGAGCCAUUUGUCGAGCCAUCCCAGAGUGGUACGCAGCUGUGUCUUCCGUUGGGAAACAUACAAUAUGGCCAAUCACGCGAUGUAUUUCUGCACUUCCACAGCCCACAUGUCUCCCAACUUUGUGGCAUGAACCCAGGCCCUUUGCCCAUUGUCGAAGCUACGAUUGCAUACAAGCUGGUCCUUGGCAAUGCUAAGGGCAACUAUACAUCGACAACGGUCACGCACAACUUGAUGGAGAAGUCUUCUAUGCCAGAAGAAACAGUUGCAUACCACGAAUCAAGAGCACAGAUUUGUUCCUUUCUUUCUGGCCUCUUUCCUAUCGAGAAGCAGGGCGUACAUGCGGCGUCUGCUAUGGGAUCAGAUUUUGAACAGAUUACCGCAGAUCUUGAGGCGCUUAUAGAAAAACUGCCAUCUCGCAAGUUUUCUGACCCGCUCAACAAGUCCUUGAUGCAGGAUCUCGCCGGCGAGGAGCCGGAAGGCCAAAUUUCCAUUGCCUUGAGCAAAGAUAGCUUUUUCUGGAAAUGGGGACAGCAUUAUCUUCCAUCCUUUCUCAAUGCGCACACUCGACAGGUGUGCAAUUCGUUCAAGGACCCUGGACCACUUCAGUACGGUUGCAAUAGCUCGCUUUUCAUCACCUGUCGCGACAGGCUGGAUGAGGCGUUUGACAACCUGCCAGCCCCCGAGCCAUCCCGCCACAAAGAAAUUGCCAGAAGCCAUGGGGUCCGCGGCUUCGCUUUCCCCAUCAGUUCGGCCUCCACCUCUAUGGGUAGCUAUACCCCCAUUAGUACGGCCUCCGUAUCUAUGAGCAGCUAUCGAAACUCGCGUGGUGUGUGUUUUGCCGGCACUACGCUGGUGCAGCUUGCUUCUGGGCGUGACGUCGAGAUAAGGCGCCUGCGCCGUGGCAUGAAGCUUCAGACACCGCUGGGAUCUCGCAAGGUAACGGCUGUUCUGCGGACGCCUGUUAAGGACGAGACACUCUGCCGGGUUGGAAGUGUCCUGGUUACGCCGUGGCACCCCAUCUCCCUCGACGGCAAGACUUGGACAUUUCCGGCCGACGUUGCCGAGAAGGCGGUCCGAUUUACAGGCUCCGUUUAUUCCAUCAUGCUGCAGCGCGACAGGAAUCCCGAUGCGCACGCGCUUCGCCUGGACGGUCUCUGGGGCGUGACGCUGGGCCACGGGGUUACCAGCGGUGGUGACGUUCGCGCUCACGUCUUCUUUGGUGACUACAUGGAGGUAUGCAAGUCCCUUAAGAGCCUCGCCGUUGGCCCUCGAGGCGAGUUUAUCGGAGGUGGCGUCGGCCGAGACGCCCACAACGGCCUGGUGUGCUCCUUUACGAAGGAUGCAAGUCGAGGCAGGCCCUUGACGUGGUCGGAUAGUGUGCGAGGAAAGGACAUUCUCCGAUCUUGA
Messenger RNA from Cordyceps fumosorosea ARSEF 2679, 2229 nucleotides. Its product is annotated as von Willebrand factor, type A. The record is from RefSeq and is a predicted model, not a curated record. NCBI's taxonomy places the organism in Eukaryota, Fungi, Ascomycota, Sordariomycetes, Hypocreales, Cordycipitaceae. The transcript is spliced from 3 exons. Bases 1 to 2229 code for a protein of 742 amino acids.